GUGGGACCGGUUGUCAAGGUGCCAGGGCCUCAGGAGGCACCUAGGAUCCGGAAGCAGGAAAUAGUUGGUGUUCUCAGGACCUGGGACCUGCCUGGCUGGGGGAGCUCCGAGGCUGGUGGCACCCAGAGGCCUCGAGUGGAGAUGGACUCGGCAGAAGACCUGGAGAAAGAGCUGGAGACCACAGCCCAGGAAGUGCUGGGGAAACUCAGGAGCGGUGAGCUGUUCCAGUCUAACUGGGACACUGCUGCCUUCAUCAUCUUCCUCACCUUCCUCGGCACCGUGUUGCUCCUGCUGCUGCUGGUCUGUCUCCACUGCUGCUGCCACAGCUGCUGCAGCCGCCGGGCCUCCAGACCCCGGAAGGUGAGCCCCGAGCAGGAACACCGCAGGGGAGUGGAUAACUUGGCCCUGGAACCUUAACGCAGCAAGCCCCCCAGCCCCCCUGCCCGUGUGUCCUGCUGGCACAGUGCCGAUGCCUUGGUUGUCCGGAGUGUGUGUUCUGAGCUUCCCUUCAAGGGGUGGGCAGUGUGGGCACUCGCUGCUUUCUCCGGAUGCCCACCUGCUCCCCCACGGCUUUCAGCGGGCUGGACUGUCGCUCCAGGUCCCACAGCAACUGCUGACAGCAGGGGAAGCUGGGCUCCAACUCAGUGGCCCGAACCGUGAGGCCGAAACCUUGUCCCCAUCCCACUCAGUCCCUUGGCAGCCUGGAGGACCCCCUCAAAGGUGGGACAGGAGGCCAGGGGCUCCGUCGUUGGGUACUCCACCCAGGUGCUGAUGAUCAGGGAUCCCCAGCUUGGUCCUCACUCAGACAGACAAACAGACAAGACGCUCCAGGUAAAGUCAGAUGAUCUUUAUUUCCUGGAGGCCUUGUCAGGGAUGCGGAGCAAACACAUUCAAGGACACCACAGCGAGGCGGUGGAUGGUUCUGUCUGCCCUCCUGACUCCCAGCUUAGGGCCCUUGCCCACUCCUCACCCUCCAACAGAGGGGAGAGUACGGCUGCCCGUCACCAUCCUGGGGCAGGUCAGAAGGCAGAAAGAGGAGGGAGGAGGAGAGCCCUGGGCCUGGCGCCACCCCAAGUCCAAAGGUUCCCGCUGUGAAGGGAGGGCAGGGUUUGGAAUGUGGGCUACCUCUGGGCUCUACCUUCCUGACCACCCCCAGUAAAAGAAAAAGCAAGCCAGCAUCCCUGUCUCUCCAUGCUUCCAGUGCUCAUUUCCACAUCCCUGUCUCUCCGUGCUUCCAGUGCUCAUUUCCAUCUGUGCAAAUGUGAUAGGCAGGAUGGGUCAAAGAGAGAAAUAAAUAAUAGCCCAUGCCGCCUG
Messenger RNA from Lutra lutra (Eurasian river otter), 1314 nucleotides. RefSeq names its product small integral membrane protein 22 (gene SMIM22). The record is from RefSeq and is a predicted model, not a curated record. Gene Ontology annotation, biological process: regulation of cell population proliferation. The transcript has 4 exons. Lineage: Eukaryota; Metazoa; Chordata; Mammalia; Carnivora; Mustelidae. Bases 142 to 417 code for a protein of 91 amino acids.